AUUUGACUGACCAGAAUGGCAGGAAAGGGCAGAGGAAUAGCAGCAUUCAGCUUCAACGUUGAGGCUCUGGGCCUCACCAGAGGGUCCAUGCCUGAAACCCAGAAAGGGCCGACUCCACUCUUCCCACAAAUUGAAUAUAAACCAGGGCCUUUGAAAGCUGGGGAAGAUGAAGACUAUAUGAGAGCAUUGAAACAAGAGAUGAGAGGACGAAUGAAAGACCUCCCUUUUAACAUAAAACCCCACACAGGAAAGGGAGAUGUGGAGAGGUACAAGGAAAAAUACACAAAAGAAAUAAAAAAAAUUGAAGCUGGCGAUUGGACACCAGAUUGGAACAGUCUUCCGAAAGAGCUGAAGCCACAGAAGAAGAUAAUUAAGAAGAAAAUAGAUAAGAAAUUCACAAAGAUCUCAAGCAAGGACAAGAAGGAAAUGCUGAGUAAACUGGAUGAACUUGAGAAGAAGGGGGAUGUCAAAUCAGAUGAGGAGAGUGAGGAGAAGGUAAAGAAGAAAGAGGGUGAGGAAGAGGAGGAGGAAGAAGAAAUUGAAGGAGAAUAUGACGACGAAGAGCUUGAAGAGGAAAACGACUACAUAUCAAACUACUUUGAAGACGGUGAUGAAUACGGGGGAGGAAGUGAUGACAACAUGGAUGAAGCCACUUACUAGCAAUAAAAAAAGAUAUCACUCAUUAAAAAAAGUCUAUCAUACAAGAUAACUAAAGUGUGUCAAUACAUAUAGAAGCACAAAUUUGGUUACACUUCAUGUCUUCCAAGAGCAGUGUUUUAUAGUUAUAAAAAUUAGAUUCACUGAGUUAUAUAAAUUACUAAACUGGUAUUAAGCCAAAUAUUGAUCAUAUAAAAAUCCAAAAAAUAAUUAGGAGAUUUAGAUACUAAAA
Molecule: messenger RNA, 889 nt
Organism: Rhinichthys klamathensis goyatoka
Lineage: Eukaryota; Metazoa; Chordata; Actinopteri; Cypriniformes; Leuciscidae
Gene: polr3g
Product: polymerase (RNA) III (DNA directed) polypeptide G
Exons: 7
Coding region: 16-660 (214 amino acids)
Biological process (GO): transcription by RNA polymerase III
Cellular component (GO): RNA polymerase III complex
Source: RefSeq, a predicted model, not a curated record